AUGCAACAAUAUCAGCAGCAUCACUAUAUCGAUAGACGACGGCCUCAACUUAUGAACAAUAGUGAUAAAACAAGAAAUGAUGAAUUCUACGUUAAACUAGAGCGUCUCCGGUCAACAACUGCAGCAUCUACUUCAAAACAGUGUUCACAUCGUUCAGCAACAGAACUAUUAGAUGAAACGAAAGCAUUUUUUGUCAAAAGUCAAGAAGUUUUACGUAAUCGACAAACGCUUCGAAGUAAUAAGACAUUAAAUGAACAACAUCAAGAACGAGUGACGCCCUCAUUUCGAAUGGCACAACCACGUCGCUCUCCUUAUAAUUAUGACGAAUAUGAAGAUGAUCGAUUUCGAUUAGAUUCUCUAGAUCUUUCAUUACGAUCUUCCAUACAUUCAAUAUCGACUCCAAAUUCAACGACAAAAUCUUCCGAUUGUGCUGCAUUUGAAAGUGUUAGUCUAUUGUCGUUUUCGGAUCAAACAACACUUGAUAGUACUAAUAGUUUGUCAAAUAUAAAAAGAACAGUUGUACCAUCAACAUCCGUAACUGUGAUUGAACGCAAUGCAAGAAUUAUUAAAUGGCUUUUUCAAUUAAAUAAAGCGAAUGCGUCACCUUCCUUUUCCGAUUUACGAUAG
Rotaria socialis is the source of this 627-nucleotide messenger RNA. NCBI's taxonomy places the organism in Eukaryota, Metazoa, Rotifera, Eurotatoria, Philodinida, Philodinidae. The record is from the annotation of a GenBank genome assembly.